ACUCUUACGUUUUGUGACAUAUUUUGGGUCUUUGGGACAUCAAAGGGAGACCCAAAACAACAACACCGUUCUACCAGACCAGUUCAAUUCAAAGUCUUUCUCUCUUUCUCUCUCUGAAAAUGUCCGACGGAGCUUUAACGGUCCUUGACGGCAGUCACCUGAGAGCCGUGGACCUCUCUGUCCCCGACUCCGACGUCACCCUGACCGGAGCUCACGUCCUCGACCUCGCCGACUCCAAGGCCUCUUCGUCUCUCUUCGGCCUCACCUUGCCUCAGGGACUCAAGUCCUCUGCUCUGAAACGCGUCAAUGUUCAAGACGACGACGUUUUCCGUCAAGCCGAGCUCGAUCGCCACCAGGCUCUGAAGCUCGCCAGAGACUACAUCGCCGCGAUCGCCGAUGAGUUGAAAGAUGAUCCGAUUGUUAUAUCUAUCUUGGAUGGGAACACGAUUCGGCUAUUUUUGGAGGAUGAGGAUGACUUUGCAAUGCUGGCAGAGAAUCUGUUCACUGAUCUUGAUGCAGAAGAUGUAGGAAAGCUCAGCAAGAGUGUGAUCCAGAGCGCGCUGCUUCACAUGGGAGUUGAGAUGGGUGUCCCUCCCGUUUCAGAAUUUCCUCCACUAAGUGAUAUAUUGACGAAACAUGGAGCUUAUGGGGAAGAAGAACUUGGCCAAGCUCAAUUCGCUGAAUUACUCCAGCCUAUCUUACAAGAACUAGCAGAAGCCCUGGCAAAAAAGAAUGUUGUUCUUAUCCAGAACAUCAAGAUUGUGAAUGGUUCUAAGCUGAGAAAGCUGUUGGCUGAUGAGAAACAAAUCAACAGUGUCAUAGAGAAGAUAUUGCAAGGGAAAAAGGAUGGCUUGGGGAGUGCAGAUGUAAUCAGGAGUUAUCUUGAGAAAAAUGAGCUAGAGUUGGGGUUGCCACCAUCUGAAGGAAACGAGCCAGCGGCUAUUUUAUAUGAUCUAGUGUUUACCGAGCUUGAGCAAGACAAGAGUGCUCUGAAAGAAGGCGAAGAUAAUUUCGGAAAUCUUGUGAAGAAGAUCCUUGAGAAACUGGCUGAGCAGCUAGAAUCUAAUCCUGUAUUUCAUGAUACCGAGCACUGAGAGAAAGAGACAAGUUUACACCAUCCUGUGUAUCGAAGUCUCAAUGGCAGAGAUUCUUGUUUGUGCAGCCCUUUCGGAAUAUUGUUCACAUGUUUUCCUUAUCCAUAACAGCCAUAUACAGAAGUUACAAUGUAAAACCUGUGUUGUAUGUAAUAUGUCUUUGAAUUAUUUCAUGCUUUGAUAACAUUGGUUUUAACUUGAUAUGAUAUUCAGUACUUAAGAGUCAUUUCGAGUGGAGAAAUAUACAAAACAAGAAGCUUUCUGAUACAGAUUGCUUCUUUUUUGGAAGGGGAUACAGAUUUGCUUCUUGGUUUCACUACAAUGUGUUACUUGUUUUUGCACUGUUUGGCAUUGGUACAAUGAUUGCAGUACUAGUAAUUCCUUC
Molecule: messenger RNA, 1479 nt
Organism: Fragaria vesca subsp. vesca
Lineage: Eukaryota; Viridiplantae; Streptophyta; Magnoliopsida; Rosales; Rosaceae
Exons: 4
Coding region: 120-1094 (324 amino acids)
Source: RefSeq, a predicted model, not a curated record